GGCUGUGUGGCUGCUGGGCGAACUAAAUGACGUCUCUGCCUUUGCGGGCGGCCGACGCAGGGUUGGGUUUCCAUUUUCAGAGCGAGUUUCGGGGGGGAAUCGUCAACAUGGAGCCGGAGAUGGAGGACAAAACGUUGGAAUUAAUGAACACGGGCAUGGACUCACAGACCCUCGUAGACGACCUGUCGCCAAAGAAGAACACCGUUCUCAAGCUCCCCCAGAUCAGUAACGGGCCGGUGACGGGCUCCCGCAAGCGGCCGUCUGAGGGCAACUAUGACAAGGACAAGGAGCACUGCAUCGUCCUGUUUGACCAGUGGUCGGAGGCAGACCAGGUGGAGUUCGUGGAGCACCUGAUCUCCCGCAUGUGUCACUACCAGCACGGCCACAUCAACUCCUACCUCAAACCCAUGCUGCAGAGGGACUUCAUCACAGCGCUGCCAGCCCAGGGCCUGGACCACAUAGCGGAGAACAUCCUGUCCUUCCUGGACGCCCGCUCGCUGUGCUCUGCGGAGCUGGUGUGUAAGGAGUGGCAGCGGGUCAUCUCGGAGGGCAUGCUCUGGAAGAAGCUGAUCGAACGCAUGGUCCGCACCGACCCCCUGUGGAAGGGGCUGUCCGAGAGACACCAGUGGGAGAAGUACCUCUUCAAAAAUCGCACUACAGAAGUCCCCCCCAACUCGUACUACCACUCCCUAUACCCCAAGAUCAUCCAAGACAUAGAGACCAUCGAGGCGAACUGGCGGUGCGGCAGACACAACCUGCAGAGGAUCCAGUGUCGCUCCGAGAACAGUAAAGGGGUCUACUGCCUGCAGUACGAUGACGACAAGAUCAUCAGCGGCCUUAGGGACAAUUCCAUCAAGAUAUGGGAUAAGCAGUCCCUGGAGUGUCUGAAGAUACUGACGGGACACACGGGUUCCGUCUUGUGCCUACAGUACGACGAGAGGGUCAUCGUAACGGGCUCCUCGGACUCCACCGUCAGGGUGUGGGAGGUGACGUCGGGGGAGGUGCUCAACACGCUCAUCCACCACAACGAGGCGGUGCUUCACCUGCGCUUCGCCAACGGCCUGAUGGUCACGUGCUCCAAGGACCGCUCCAUCGCCGUGUGGGACAUGGCGUCGCCCACCGACAUCAGCCUGCGCCGCGUGCUGGUUGGCCACCGCGCCGCCGUCAACGUGGUUGACUUCGACGACAAGUACAUCGUGUCGGCCUCGGGGGACCGGACCAUCAAGGUGUGGAGCACCAGCACCUGUGAGUUUGUGCGCACCCUCAACGGCCACAAGCGAGGGAUCGCGUGUCUGCAGUACCGGGACCGGCUGGUGGUCAGCGGCUCGUCCGACAACACCAUCAGGUUAUGGGACAUCGAGUGCGGCGCAUGUUUGCGUGUGCUGGAGGGGCACGAAGAGCUGGUGCGCUGCAUCCGCUUUGACAACAAGAGGAUCGUCAGCGGAGCCUACGACGGUAAGAUCAAAGUGUGGGACCUUCAGGCCGCCCUGGACCCCCGCGCCCCGGCCAGCACCCUCUGUCUGCGCACGCUAGUGGAGCACUCGGGCCGUGUGUUCCGCCUGCAGUUUGACGAGUUCCAGAUCAUCAGCAGUUCCCACGACGACACCAUCCUGAUCUGGGACUUCCUGAACGUCUCGACCAACGGACAGUCGGAGGGACGAUCUCCCUCGCGUACCUACACGUACAUCUCUAGAUAGCAGGUGCCACCAGCCAUCGCACCCUUUCUAUGAGGAGCCCUGGGCUGAUUGGCUGACUGGGUGCGUCCGUCGCGGAAAGGAGCUCACCUCCACUUCUCCUUCCUCCUUCUGGUCAUCACUCUGUCCGCCACCCGGCCACCCCCCCCCCCCGACCGCCUCAGCCACCCCCACUGACUUGGGUUGGGGGGCGGGAGGGGGUGGAAUCUUUCCCUUUGCCUGUUUCCAGUUUGCACGCACAAGACACACACACACACACAAACACACACACACUACUUCACACACACCUUUACACACACACACACAACCCGGAGAGCCAACCCCCCCACUCCCC
This is a messenger RNA of Gadus chalcogrammus (walleye pollock), 2028 nucleotides long. RefSeq names its product F-box and WD repeat domain-containing 11-B. NCBI's taxonomy places the organism in Eukaryota, Metazoa, Chordata, Actinopteri, Gadiformes, Gadidae. The record is from RefSeq and is a predicted model, not a curated record. Gene Ontology annotation, molecular function: protein dimerization activity. Bases 27 to 1697 code for a protein of 556 amino acids. The transcript is spliced from 13 exons.